Messenger RNA from Planococcus citri (citrus mealybug), 3391 nucleotides. It is a transcript of the gene Hrs, whose product is annotated as Hepatocyte growth factor regulated tyrosine kinase substrate. Gene Ontology annotation, biological process: endocytic recycling; receptor internalization. Gene Ontology annotation, molecular function: ubiquitin binding; phosphatidylinositol binding; metal ion binding. Gene Ontology annotation, cellular component: early endosome. The transcript has 17 exons. Bases 177 to 2768 code for a protein of 863 amino acids. The record is from RefSeq and is a predicted model, not a curated record. NCBI's taxonomy places the organism in Eukaryota, Metazoa, Arthropoda, Insecta, Hemiptera, Pseudococcidae.
UGUCAUCCUACAGCUUGAAAUAAUUAUGUUGAAAAGUUUUAUACGAAUUAAUUACGAUUGAAUUCAUUGACACGUAGUAUCAGUUGUUGAUAGGGUGCAUCAAUUCUAACAUCUGAAUACCUACUUACUUGUCUAAUUCGUCAUCGUUGGCUCGAAGUUUUUGAAACUGAUUCAAUAUGGUUGCAAAAAUGCUUCGUAAACCAACUUUCGAACAGUUUCUAAAUGAAGCCACAGAUAGUUAUCGAUUAGAAACAGAUUGGGAUGUUAUUAUGAAAUUAUGUGAUCUAAUUAGACAAGGAGAUGUUAAACCGAAUAACGCUUUGAAUGCCAUCCAGAAGAAAAUCUCUAACCCUAAUUCAGUCGUUGCUUUGUAUGGUCUCACUGUAUUAGAAUCCUGCGUUAAAAAUUGCGGUGCAUUAAUUCAAGAUGAGAUCAGUACGAAACAGUUCAUGGAAACGUUCAAAGAUAUCAUUAAAUCGUGUCAGAACGAGAACGUUAGAACCAAAUGUUUAGAUUUACUUCAAUCUUGGGCUUUUGCAUUUCGUAACAAUCCGAAACAUCGAUCAGUUCAAGAUACGGUAACUAUUAUGAAAACCGAAGGCUAUAAAUUUCCUACGUUUAAAGAAAGCGACGCUAUGUUUUUGGCUGAUACUGCACCUUCGUGGAAAGACGGUGAUCGGUGCCAUCGUUGUCGUACCAUGUUCACUUUAAUGAAUCGAAAACAUCAUUGUAGAGCCUGCGGAGAGGUAUUUUGUCAACAAUGCUCAUCUCAUAGUAUCACGUUACCAAAAUUCGGAAUCGAGAAAUCAGUUCGUGUAUGUGAUACUUGUCUAGAAAAAUGCCAGAAUAGUAUGAUCAGCCAUAACGACUCGGUUAUUGAUGGGUCGCAUCAGAAAACUAUCAGAAGUUCUUUUAAGAGCAGAAAAUCGUCUCCUUGGUCGAGUAUGACGUUGAACAGACCCAGUAGUGCGAUGAAAGCCGAGGAAAGCGAGUAUGGCACCAACACCAGUACUCCAACUCAGCCUCGUUCAGCGCCUAAAAAAACAGACGAAGAAUUGAAAGAGGAAGAAGAACUUCAAUUAGCUAUCGCUUUAUCGCAAUCCGAAGCCGAAUCUAAAACCAGAGCGCAGCCUUAUAAACCAGUUACGAGGUCUAAAUCAUUUUCACCGCCUGUAGUUCAACAUAAAUUGGCUGACAGUUUCGAAAACGACGACGUAGAACUAUCGCGUUACCUAAAUCGUACGUACUGGGACGCGAGAGCAUCGACCGGAGGCGAAAAAACUCGCGACAGUUUAGGCUCCGCGAAUACCGUAGGCUUAAACAACACCUCGCACAGCAACCUGAGAGACGAGAAAUCAUUACCAAUUGACAUGAAAUCCAUGAGCAUUUACGAUUACGAUACGAUGCAUCGCGAUAAAACGGCCAGCGACGAGAACGGCGUCGAAACGCCCGACGAAAUGGAGUAUUUUGUGAACACGUUGAACAACCAGGUGGAAAUAUUUGUGAAUAGAAUGAAAUCGAAUGCUAGUCGAGGUCGUUCGAUCGCCAACGAUACAACGGCGCAGAAUUUAUUCUUGAAUAUUACAGCGAUGCAUUCGCAAUUGCUGAGAUAUAUUCAGCAACAGGACGACAGUCGAGUUUACUACGAAGGAUUACAAGAUAAAUUGACCCAAGUUAAGGAUGCUCGAGCUGCGUUAGAUGCUUUACGCGACGAACACAAGGAACGACUUCGAAGAGAGGCUGAAAUCGCCGAAAGACAGAGGCAGUUACAAAUGGCUCAGAAAUUGGAAAUCAUGAGACAGAAGAAACAAGAAUAUUUACAAUACCAAAGACAAUUGGCUCUGAAAAGAAUUCACGACCAAGAACGCGAACUACACAUGAGGCAAGAACAACAAAUACAACAGUAUAGAUUAAAUAACACGUACGGUUCUCUGCCUUAUAUUCCUCCAGCUCAACCGAGUGGAGUAUCUGCCUUCGAACCUGUAGCUGUUUCGAUGCAGGCUAUGAAUUUACCAGCGAGUACUGCGAAUUCUGGACCUUUUGCAUCAUCGACGUCAUUUGCUGCACCUCAUUACACUGCUGGUCAAAACACGAUGCCUCACCAACCGCCUCAAACCGUAAUGAUGGGCCAGUCUCAAAUACCCGCCUCGAACGUCUACGCUCCCUCUUCGAAUCCAUUAAUGUCCGGCGCAUCCGGCGGUCCCGGAGGACCAGCGCCAUCUCAACCUCUCGCAACCGGUUCAAACGCCUCCAACGUCGGCGGUCCACCUCCACCACAUACCCAUCAAAUGAUCGGACAACCUGCCGCAGCAAAUCCGCAAUACGUAUCCAGUCCUCAAGCUACCGCCUUACAUUCCGGUCCUGGCCAUCACAUACACCAGCCUGCGCCUCAAUCCGGCGUCUACGUCGAUCACCAGCAGCCUGGUCCGGCCUCGGGGCCAGGUAUACACAUGGAUCAAAACUUACAGCACGUGAUGGGACCGCCGGCAUCGUCGACUAAUCGACCAGCCGGAUCGGAGCCUCCGCAAGGGCAUAUGCCAAGCGCAGCUCAACCUGUACCUGCGGCAGCUGCUUCUCUCAUGCAACAUACGAUGGGCAGAUCUGUGAUGGCGCCGCCGUCUUCGUCGCCUUUAUCGUCACCUUCGAGCUCCAGCGAGCAUUCGCUUAUACAACACGGUCCGCAGCCUGUACCUUCGGCGCCUUCAGCCACCAGUACGCCUCAGCCGGAGGAAAAAGAUGAAAUCGCCGAGCUCAUAUCGUUUGAUUAAUCGUCGUCGUCGUCGAACGUCUACGUGGGUUUUUAUACAUUACACUACUCUACACACUCGAUGCCAGUCAAGGGGUGCCCAACCAUAGACGCACGUGACAUAUCAACGUUUCCCGCACAUCGUCAUCAUCGUUUACCUACUUAAAUGACCAAUGAGCAAUGGGCAAUGGGCAGCUGGAUCGUUGGUUUGGUUCCCUCGAUGACGGAUUUGGUUUUCUUCUUCAUUCCUUACAGUACUACAUACAACCUCAUUUGCUCGAUAAUCAUCGUUAAUAAUUACACAGCAUUGAAAGCGAUUAUCAAAAUAAUACCUACGUUAUUAGUUAAUUUUUACGUAUAGAAAAUAACGUCGUCGCGGGGUGUUCCAAAGCGACGAUAUGAUACAAUUUUUGGAUAAAAAGGUUUGCUCAAAAGCGACCAAAUUUACUCGUAUGUGUAUUUUACUAUUUAAACGAAAAUUGAUAAAAUGAUGAAAAAAAAAUCACCGAUAUACAUACUAUAUUUACCUACGCUUUAAACAUUGUUUUUAUUAUUUCCUUUUCCUAUUUUUACUAUCGUUUAAUUAUUCAUUCUAAGUUGUUUUACUUUCGAAACUGAAAUACAUAACCAGGUUAAUUGGGUAAA